Molecule: messenger RNA, 432 nt
Organism: Lasiosphaeria miniovina
Lineage: Eukaryota; Fungi; Ascomycota; Sordariomycetes; Sordariales; Lasiosphaeriaceae
Exons: 7
Coding region: 1-432 (143 amino acids)
Source: RefSeq, a predicted model, not a curated record
AUGACUCCGCGUCAAUCAACCUUUGGGUUGGGGCCACCUCAGAAGAAGAAUGUUCAAAAGCGGCCGGUAGACGACGUUUCUAAUCUGGAGGCCCAAGGUCAGGGAGGUGACGACAAGAAAUAUGGGAAACGCGCGCUGGUACACCGAUUGAACCAGGAGAGACAGGGUUAUCCCAGGCGUGAAUAUAGCCUGUAUCUGUGCUCGCGAGCUUUCGCAAAAGAUAAGUUUUACCCCAUGGACCUAAGGGAUGAGCUUCGAGGAAGUAGCGGAGACGAAAGCGAUGAUCCGAAAGCGAUGUCUGCCGCGGACAUAAGGUCUAGGGUCCAAGCUAAGCUCGUCAGAGCGGGCGUCCCGACAGAUGCUGCUCCGGUAGAGACUGGACUUGAGGCUAGCCCCUUCGGCCGUCGCAGCUUGGUACUUCCGCACAAGUAA